AUGUUUUUCUUGUUAUGUGCCCGUCUUGUUGGAGCUACAUUUGAAGAACAAUCUUGCAGUGUAUGCAAGAUGCUAACAUGGCGAGUUCCACAAUUGCUUGCACAAGGUAAAAGCGACGAAAAAAUUUCAAGGGAGUUCAACUGUUUUUGCCCCGCAGUAGAGUCAAGCUCCGCGUAUGCAUGCCGAGAGUAUUGUUCUGCCAUGAGGGCUCACAAGCGCGAAAUAAUCAGAUACAUUAAGGCAGGCGAGAAACCAUCAGAAAUAUGUUUUUCACAUAAGUUUUGCCCACAAAGCACCAAUGGACAUGCUCAUCAAAGAGUAUUUAAGAGAAGAGUUCCAAGAAGAGAAUUAAAACCAUAA
Molecule: messenger RNA, 360 nt
Organism: Trichomonas vaginalis G3
Lineage: Eukaryota; Parabasalia; Trichomonadida; Trichomonadidae
Product: granulysin related family
Exons: 1
Coding region: 1-360 (119 amino acids)
Source: RefSeq, a predicted model, not a curated record